GCCAUGGUUGUGCAGAACAGUGCGGACGCUGGUGAUGCCAGGGUGGGCGUGCAGCUGGAGCCCUUCCUGCACCAGGUCGGGGGACACCUGAGCGUCAUGAAGUACGACGAGCACACCGUGUGCAAGCCCCUCAUCUCCCGCGAGCAGAGGUUCUACGAAUCCCUGCCGCUGGCCAUGAAGCAGUUCACACCGCAGUACAAAGGCACCAUCACAGUGCACCUUUGGAAAGACAGCACUGGCCACCUCAGCCUGGUUGCCAACCCACUAAAGGAGAACCAGGAGCCCUUCAAGGUUUCCACAGAGUCGGCGGCAGUGACCAUCUGGCAGACGCUCCAGCAGACCACAAGCGGCACCAGUGGCGCCCAUGCCCUCGCCAGCUGGCCACAUGCCCAAGUGGCACGUUUGCCCAAGGAGAGCCCGGCCAAGACGCUCCUGAGGUCUGAGUCCCACCUCAAAGUUCAAGUCUCCUCGCUGGUGGAAGAUGCUAAUGGAAACCAGAUUGAGAGGAAGAGCUUCAACCCGUGGGGCCUGCACUGCCACCAGGCCCACCUGACCCGCCUGUGCUCCGAGUACCCGGAGAAUAAGCGGCACCGGUUCUUGCUGCUGGAAAACGUAGUGUCGCAGUACACGUAUCCCUGCAUCCUGGACCUGAAGAUGGGGACCCGGCAGCACGGCGAUGACGUAUCCGAGGAGAAGAAGGCCCGCCACAUAAGGAAGUGUGCACAGAGCACCUCAGCCUGCCUGGGCGUGCGCAUCUGUGGCAUGCAGGUUUAUCAAAUGGAUAAGAAGCAUUUUCUCUGCAAAGACAAGUACUAUGGAAGGAAACUCUCAGUGGAGGGGUUCAGACAAGCCCUCUACCAGUUCCUGCAUGACGGAACCCACCUCCGCACGGAGCUCCUGGAGCCCAUCUUGAGCCAGCUCCGGGCCCUCCUCUCAGUCAUCAGGAGCCAGAGUUCAUACCGGUUCUACUCCAGUUCUCUCCUCAUCAUCUAUGAUGGGCAGCAGCCACUGGCAAGAAGCCCAGCUAGCCUGCACCCACCGGAGGCUCCACAGACGGCCCACAGCAGCUCUCCUGGGGGUCUCACCAAAGUCGACAUCCGCAUGAUCGACUUUGCUCACACCACGUACAAGGGCUCCUGGAACGAGCACACCACCUAUGACGGACCAGACCCUGGCUAUAUUUUUGGCCUGGAAAACCUCAUCAGGAUCCUGGAGGAUAUCCCUGGGGGAGAAUGA
Messenger RNA from Carlito syrichta (Philippine tarsier), 1236 nucleotides. It is a transcript of the gene IP6K3, whose product is annotated as inositol hexakisphosphate kinase 3. The transcript is spliced from 5 exons. Gene Ontology annotation, cellular component: cytoplasm; nucleus. The coding region runs from base 4 to 1236 and encodes 410 amino acids. The record is from RefSeq and is a predicted model, not a curated record. Lineage: Eukaryota; Metazoa; Chordata; Mammalia; Primates; Tarsiidae. Gene Ontology annotation, biological process: inositol phosphate biosynthetic process; phosphatidylinositol phosphate biosynthetic process. Gene Ontology annotation, molecular function: inositol hexakisphosphate kinase activity.